AUGUGGUGGAAGUCGUCAACCUGGACUGCCGCCGCAACGGGGAUCAUAGUUAGCUCGGUCUACAAGAUCAAGCGUGGCUUCAAACGUGCCAACGGAGCUGUGAAAUCUCCUUCAAAGAAGUACCCGAAAUCCGCCGAGAAAAGGAAGAGGAUUUCAAAACACGACGCGUGCACUUUGACGGCCGUGAGAAGCUGCCUGCACAAUUUCUUCCGUCGGGGGGAGAUUCCAACGUUGAAGAAAAUCGCGACCCGUCUCCAAGAAGACGACGUGCUGCCGUCCUGUUCCGGGUCUACCCUGUAUCGCCUGCUGAAGGACAUGGGUUUCGAGAAACAGAAACGGAAUCGCAACUCCUUCCUAAUUGAGAGAGAGCACAUCGUUGAGUGGAGGCGGCGGUAUUUGAGGGCAAUCGGAAAGCACAGAGCCCAGAACCGCAAGACCUACUUCCAGGACGAGACUUGGGUGAACGCCGGCCUUACAGUUGACAAGGUGUGGACUGACAGCACCAUAAAGUCAGCAAGGCAAGCCUUCAUGUCUGGACUGACGACCGGGCUAAAGGUUCCUUCUGGAAAGUGUGAAAGAGUGAUUGUCACCCACGCAGGUAGUGACACUGGCUUUGUGUCCGGCUGCCUGAACGUGUUCCGUGGGAAAAAAAAGGGGGACUACCACGAUGAAAUGGACUCGAACAGGUUUGAAGCAUGGUUUCUUCAUCUGCUGGACCACAUCGAGCCUAACAGCGUAAUUGUUAUAGACAAUGCGCCAUACCACAGCAGAAAGGCUGAAGCAGUUCCCACAACUGCAACAAAGAAGGGCGAGAUCCAGUAG
Ixodes scapularis (black-legged tick) is the source of this 822-nucleotide messenger RNA. RefSeq lists its product as uncharacterized. The transcript has a single exon. Gene Ontology annotation, molecular function: nucleic acid binding. Lineage: Eukaryota; Metazoa; Arthropoda; Arachnida; Ixodida; Ixodidae. The record is from RefSeq and is a predicted model, not a curated record. The coding region runs from base 1 to 822 and encodes 273 amino acids.